AUGAGCUGUUCUAGGGGGAAUACUAACCGGACAAGAGCACAAAAACAUCAAAAUAAAACUGCGUUCAAAAAUGAUUUGCACGAUUCUAGCAAGAAAACAAAAUUUUUAAAUACUUUACAAGUAACUGGCGUAUGUUUACGAUGUAAAGAAAUCAUUGAAUGGAAAAUAAAAUAUAAAAAAUAUAAACCCUUAGCCGCACCAAAAAAAUGUGUAGGAUGUGACCAAAGAACUGUUAAAUUUGCGUAUCAUGUGUUGUGUAAUAAUUGUUCAGCAGAGAAAAAAGUUUGUGCUAAAUGCGUUAAAGCAAUGGAAAGUACAGAAACAACAAUUGAAGUAAAUGUUGAUGAAGAUAAAAUAAAAUCCAUUUUAAAGCCAUUGUCAGAAAGGAAAAGACGUGCAAUAUUAAGGUACAUAAACAAACAAGAAAAAAUAACUGAUGAAACAAUAUCAAAUAUAGAAGAUAUAUUACUGGAAAUGGACAACAUUAAUAUCAAUGAUUGUAAUAACAGUAAUUCUAGUAUUGUGGAUAGUUCUUCUGAUGAUGGGGAUGAUUUUAAAGUGGAGAAAUAA
This is a messenger RNA of Parnassius mnemosyne (clouded apollo), 570 nucleotides long. The record is from the annotation of a GenBank genome assembly. Lineage: Eukaryota; Metazoa; Arthropoda; Insecta; Lepidoptera; Papilionidae.